CAAUGGGCGGGAAAAGAAAGACAGCUGGGUCCAUUCAACUAAAUCUACGAUGACGAAUUGUAGCUAAACACACUCGCAUGGACUAUGGCUAAGGGACAAGGUGGAGAGACUUACAGCGCCGCGGCCAGUUUCCUUCAGCCCCAGACAAUAACGCCGGAGGAGCGGAGACUGAAACAGAGGGAAGUGAGAAAGAAUCUAUCAGUAUGCAAUAAGCUAUGUUAUGCUAUUGGUGGAGCACCCUACCAGAUAACAGGAUGUGCCAUUGGAUUCUUCCUACAAAUUUACCUGUUGGAUGUAGCACAACUUCAUCCAUCAUCUGCAUCCUUGAUCCUCUUCAUUGGCCGAGCUUGGGAUGCCAUCACUGAUCCAACUGUCGGUUUUCUCAUAAGCAGAAGUAAAUGGACAAGAUUCGGGAGACUGUUGCCAUGGAUUAUUUGCUCUUCACCAUUCGCAGUCGCCACUUACUUUCUCUUAUGGUAUGUACCAAAUGGAAAUAUAUCCGAGAUUGGAAAACUCCUUUGGUACUUGCUCUUCUACUGUUCGUUCCAAACGCUGCAAACUUGCUUCCAUGUACCCUACUCUGCACUUACAAUGUUCAUAAGCACAGACCAAAAGGAAAGAGAUUCUGCAACAGCUUAUCGUAUGACUGUGGAGGUGCUGGGAACAGUGUUAGGAACAGCAAUACAAGGUCAGAUUGUAGGUGGGGCUGAUUCCCCUUGCAUUCAUGAAAAUGGCAUUAACGCUUCAAUAUCCACAAUUGAUGUCAACACUACACAAUACAAUCCCAACACGUCAAUCAGCCAGCUGAAAAGUGCAUACAUGAUGGCAGCAGGAGUUAUUGGCGGGGUGUAUAUUCUGUGCACCAUAAUUUUGUUUGCUGGAGUCCAGGAAAGAGAUGAACCACGCAACAGAAAGGCCCAGAAAUCAUACUCCUUUUGGAAAGGACUGAAACUUGUAAUGAGCCAUGGGCCUUAUGUGAAGUUGAUCAUUGGUUUCCUGUUUACAUCAUUGGCUUUUAUGCUGCUGGAAGGGAAUUACGCCCUGUACUGCUCCUACACACUGGGCUUCCCCAGUGACUUCCAGAAUAUACUGCUGGUUAUCAUGCUAUCCGCAACAUUAACGGUCCCGUUUUGGCAAUGGUUUUUGACCAGAUUUGGCAAGAAAACGGCUGUGUAUGUUGGCAUUUUGUCAGCUGUCCCAUUCCUUAUCCUGAACGUUCUGGUGCAGAGAAAUCUGGUCGUGGCAUACAUUGUGUCGUUUGCUUCUGGGGUCAGCGUUGCUGCUGCUUUCCUGUUGCCAUGGUCUAUGUUACCUGAUGUUAUUGAUGAUUUCAAGCUGAAGAACCCAGAGUCGGUGGGACAUGAAGCAAUUUUUUACUCUUUCUACGUCUUCUUCACCAAGUUUGCAUCUGGAGUGUCCCUUGGAAUCUCCACUUUGAGCCUUGAUUUUGCAGGUUAUCAGACCCGGGGAUGUGCUCAGCCCGAUGCAGUGCAUCUAACCCUGAAGAUGUUGGUCGCUCCGGCACCCAUUUUCCUUAUUAUACUUGGACUGAUUAUUUUUAAAUUAUACCCAAUUGACGAAGAGAUUAGAAUGAAGAACAAGAAAGCCCUUGAAGAUUUACGAGACAACGGUCAAGACACAGAAACAAAUUCAAAUGAGCUCUGCAGUAUUGUAUAACAACUGGCCAAAUGUUUACGCACAUAAAAAUUUCAGCUUGAGAUUUGUGUACAGUGUACAUUACUUUAAAAUGUGAAAGCGACACAUCGACCAAGAAAAACUAAAAUAGGUUCGAGCUAAUUUCCUACUUUUGUAUAACACGUUUACAUUCUGUUCUUACUGAACACAGGAUUUGUACAGUGUACAUUGUGUAUGUACUGAUUUAGAGAAAAAGAAAGGUGUACAGAUAACUUAGUAUAAUGUACAUUUAUGUUGAAAUCCUAAUGUACUGUAUAUAUUUGAAUUAAAAUAUUAGUUGUCAAUAAAA
This is a messenger RNA of Carcharodon carcharias (great white shark), 1984 nucleotides long. RefSeq names its product major facilitator superfamily domain containing 2ab (gene mfsd2ab). Gene Ontology annotation, molecular function: lysophospholipid:sodium symporter activity. The record is from RefSeq and is a predicted model, not a curated record. Lineage: Eukaryota; Metazoa; Chordata; Chondrichthyes; Lamniformes; Lamnidae. Gene Ontology annotation, biological process: carbohydrate transport. The transcript has 14 exons. Gene Ontology annotation, cellular component: membrane. The coding region runs from base 85 to 1677 and encodes 530 amino acids.